CACGGGCCACUGAUCUUGGAGGUGGAACCUUGGAGUAGACCGCCCCCAAUCUUGAAAACAAAUUCCCCCUUAAAGAUAGUAGCUGACAGGUGGUCAAUCCAGCCUUUGCCUGAGGGGGAGCAUUCACUGGCUUGAACCCAAGACAGCUUGCUUCUUGCUAUCAGAAUCCCAUGCCAGUCAGAGGUGCCUGCCUCUUAAGGUUUUGAGGUCUUGGUGGGGGUGGAGUUAAACUGGCCUACAUCCAGCUCUCCCAGGAGCCACUUUUCCUGGAUUUGACCCCUCCCCCACGACCAGUCCCAUUGCUGCCUCUGUUGAGUGACAAGGCCACCUGCAGAUUUUUGUCCAAGUUAGGAGGUGCCUCCUUCGGAGCUAAAGAUAGACACUGGGCCUUCCAGAUGGCCAUAGCUGACAAGUUUAGUAAGAGGUACUUGUGUGUUAGGCUACCAGACCCUUACAAAGACUUCUACUUCGACCUGCCUCCCCCUCCCCGCCAUCAUGUCCACACUCUGCUUUAAUCAAGGCUGUGGGCAGCGCUUCGACCCAGAUGCCAACCUCCCAGAUGGCUGCCGCCAUCACCCUGGAGUGCCCAUCUUCCAUGAUGCCCUUAAGGGUUGGUCCUGCUGCCAUAAGCGGACGACAGAUUUCUCAGAAUUCUUAAGCAUCCAGGGCUGUACCCUGGGACCACACUGCGCCAAGAAGCCUCUGGAGACCCCUGGGACUAGAAGUGCCCUCCAGGGGCCCAAGCAUUUGGACACCAUUCCAAAGUCAGCAGAGACACUGCGCCGGGAAAGGCCUAAGGAAGGGCUGAAGCUGAACCUCCUGCCGCUCAAUGUAUCUCCCGCCCUGGAGACUGCCCUGGAACAGAAGGAACUUGCCCUAGAGAACUCUGGGCCUGGAGCAGGGCCCACCAACACUGUGGUCUGUCCUGGCUCCAUCUGCCAGAACCCAGGAUGUGCUGUUGUAUUCCAAGGCUCUGAGAGUGAUGCCAGUCCCUGCAGCUUCCAUCCUGGAGGGCCUAGAUUCCAUGAGGGGAUGAAAUCUUGGAGCUGCUGUGGUAUAACCACCAUGGAUUUUAGUACAUUCCUGGCACAGCCAGGGUGCAGCCUUGGGAGACAUGUCUGGCAGAAGCCGCAAUUGGUCUCCUGCCGCCGUGAUUGGCACCAGACAGCCUCUGUAGUGGUGGUGACCGUGUAUGGCCAGAGGCCACUACCCACACUCAGCUGGGUCAAGGCCAGUCAGACCAAGCUUCACAUCCACAUCUCUUUUGACGGCAGUCGGGUUUUCCAAGAACAAAUGGAACUCUGGGGGGUCAUAACUGUGGAGCAGAGUUUUGUCUCCCUCAUGCCAUCCCGGGCCGAGAUCUCCCUGAGCAAGGCCAACCCAGGCCCUUGGGCCCAGUUGGAGCAGCCAGGCCAAGGGAUGCCAGCUGAGAAGGUGGGGGAGGACACUGAGCCAGAGAUGAUGGGAAAGGAGCCUGAGGAGGAUUCAGAUGAUGAUUUGAGCUGGACAGAGGACGAGGAGGAAGAGGCCGAGGGAGAGUGACCACUAGAUAGUCCAAGAACAACAUAUGGAGCCUUGGUUCCCUCUCUCAGUACCUGGUCAUGGCUUUCUCUGCCUCCCUACCCUUCCAACAAGCAACAGCAGUAACCAAAUAAAAACCAACAAACCCACA
Molecule: messenger RNA, 1672 nt
Organism: Dromiciops gliroides (monito del monte)
Lineage: Eukaryota; Metazoa; Chordata; Mammalia; Microbiotheria; Microbiotheriidae
Gene: ITGB1BP2
Product: integrin subunit beta 1 binding protein 2
Exons: 12
Coding region: 496-1542 (348 amino acids)
Source: RefSeq, a predicted model, not a curated record